AUGGAGCACAGUGUCGAGCGUACCAAGCGCAGCAUGGACCUCCCCAGCCCUCAGACGUUGGCAAGGCUCCUCGAAGCGCCCUACAAACGCCAGAAGAUCGACGCCGUGCCACGAAGCUUGGACGAGACGCCAGCGGCUAACCAACACCACCAUCCACCAGGACCAUUGGAGCCGCCACCACCCCCAAACCGUGUGUGGGGACUCCCACAAGCCUGGGGAGCCCCCAUGCCUCCGUUCUACCAUAACGCCCCGGCAGUUCACUCGGUUCCACCCACCAUGGUGCCACUUAUCCAACCAAAUGCAAAAAGAUCCGAUUUCUACGCUGACUUGAACCCCGACGUGGCAGACCCACAAAUCAUCCACCAGGUGGAUGGCAUUCUCCAGCAGUUUCCCCCACCGUUUCCCCCGUUUUUGCCGGCCUACGGUGACCCCUUGGACCGUGCAGACACCAACGACGCUGACGACAACGAGAAAGGUGGCAUAAUGGUGCCGUUUAUAUACCCACGGCCACCCAGGAUCGAUGCGGACAAGCUUCCGUACUCGCUCGCGUCGUUCAAGAAGAAGUCAGUCACUCCCCCUCGAAGAACAAGAAGAAAGGGCAAGGAAACGGAACCAACCGAGGAAGACCCCUCGGUGUACCUCCAGAUCCCUCCUCUCCCGUUUCCCCCUCCCAAUUACAUGCCCUACCCUGUGCUAGCACACAAGUCCAACUUGACGCCAGGAGCCGUCUUUGACGCUUUCAUCGAUGCCCACGAGUACUUGCCCAGAACCGACAUGGUGGUUGCAAGCGCAGCCGGGUCUUUGUUUGACAUAAUGGCCCAGUCCAACCAGGAGGGGUUUGAAAUCGAAGAGUACGAGAAGCAGCAAAGGCAAAAGGCCCUUCUUAAGAAAGAAGAGGCCCAGAAAAGUGCCCUCGAAGCAAGCACCAACUCUGCUGAAGAGAAGGAGGUGGAUUCAGACGAAGAAAGAGAGAACGAAUUUAAUGAAUACUGCGAAUACUUGGACGGAAUCAGCACCGAGGAUUACGUCGAUUACCACGAUGCAAAGAACGACGAAGAAAAAAUCAACAUGGUCCAAGUCAGUGCAAGACCCCAGGAGUUCAUAAGAGUACAGUCGACCACCAGUGAUUUGAGGCACCUGCUAAGAACCACAGAAUUGGAUAAUAUCCUGCAGGUUUCCACUUCUGACAUCAUAAAUAACCCCUCGAAAGACAUAACCUUUGCCAACGGUAACAACAGGGAAAGAAGAAGGAAAGAGCUCGUCAAAACCAAUCAAGAACUCGAGGCUUAUACCGAAGAACACCGCGAGCAGGUGUAUCACGCCAAAAGAAACCAAUUGCUACAAAGAUUGAAAAACCUACAGCUGUCAAAAAUCUCCUUCACAGACUCAAUUAUUAACGAUGAAGAGUUGUUGAGGUAUAAGGAAAGGAUAGAUACUCUCAGAGAUGAAGAAUUGGUACGACUUCGAAUGGUGGAAAACUACGACCUUUUGAAGAAUUCGUUAUCAUUCUACCAAGACUCUAAUAGAGUGUACAAACACUUAAAUUUGGUGAUGACCAAUAAGCUCGAAAAGUUGAAGCACUUUCUAGAAUUCCAAAAGAAUAUAUUCAAUGAAUACCUUGCGGGUAACUACAAGGAGCUCAAUGAUAUAAAAUCCAAAGAAUCAUCCAAGUUAUUCUCAGGUUUGUCUGAUAGAGAUUACUCCCAAGAGAUAAAGGAAAUCAUCAGGAAAUCAAUGAGCGAGGAGUUAAAACCGGAAGACAUAGAAAAGUUCGAAAAUAUCAGUAUUAAGUCCAAGGACUUAUUCAAGCUCUCCCCUGCUGUUCAGCAUUCUAAUGUUCAUGACUUCAUGCCCUUAAUAACCCCAGAAGAAUUCAGCAUUAUCACAGGGGAAUUACCUAAUAAAACUACCAAGGACACUAAAAAUAGUGGUGGAAAACAAUCCAACUUGAAGCAUCAAAUUUUCCAGAGUCCCUUAUAUGAUAGAAUUACCUCUGGGUCCGACACAAAUGUUUCGGAUAGCAAUAGUGGAUCCAAUACUGCCACUGCCAAGAGAAGGGGAAGAAGGAGUAACGCUCAAACGGCCUCUAGUCAAAUCAACGGAAUUAUCGAGAAAAUCAAGGGGGACGGACCCGACUCCAAGUUCUCAGAGGCUACUUUAUUGGCAAAAAUCAUGAAGCAGUUUAGUGGACCUCAGUCUGCCAAACUGGAGGAAUUGACCAACGAUUUAGAAAUGAUGGGCUUGAAGACCAUGUGGCCAGUCACCAAAUAG
Suhomyces tanzawaensis NRRL Y-17324 is the source of this 2271-nucleotide messenger RNA. It is a transcript of the gene FGR47, whose product is annotated as Fgr47p. Lineage: Eukaryota; Fungi; Ascomycota; Pichiomycetes; Serinales; Debaryomycetaceae. Bases 1 to 2271 code for a protein of 756 amino acids. The record is from RefSeq and is a predicted model, not a curated record. The transcript has 2 exons.